Messenger RNA from Aspergillus viridinutans, 465 nucleotides. Its product is annotated as 3-hydroxyanthranilate 3,4-dioxygenase. Gene Ontology annotation, biological process: 'de novo' NAD+ biosynthetic process from L-tryptophan; quinolinate metabolic process. The transcript has 3 exons. Gene Ontology annotation, cellular component: cytoplasm. Bases 1 to 465 code for a protein of 154 amino acids. Gene Ontology annotation, molecular function: 3-hydroxyanthranilate 3,4-dioxygenase activity; iron ion binding. The record is from RefSeq and is a predicted model, not a curated record. NCBI's taxonomy places the organism in Eukaryota, Fungi, Ascomycota, Eurotiomycetes, Eurotiales, Aspergillaceae.
AUGACGAUCCUCAAUCCCCUGUCCUGGGCCACCUGGUUGGCCGAAAAUGAGGACAAAUUACGGCCCCCAGUCAACAACUGCUGUCUCCAUCAGGGGAAUGACUUUAUCCUGAUGGCAGUGGGAGGACCCAACGAACGAAAUGACUAUCAUGAGAACGACACAUUCCGCGACAUCCCUAUCAAAGAGGGCGACAUGUUCCUUCUUCCAGGAAACACACCCCACAACCCCGUCAGAUACAAAGAUACCAUCGGUCUCGUCAUGGAACGACAACGACCGGCGGAAUCUCUCGAUCGACUGCGAUGGUACUGUACCAAGGGAAAUCAUUCUUCGCCUACAAUCAUCCGCGAGGAGGUCUUUCACUGCUCGGAUCUCGGCACACAACUGAAGCCGAUCAUUGAGAGGUGGCAGCAGGAUGAGGAGAGUCGACGAUGCGGGGAAUGCGGUUGUAUCGCAGAUCCCAAGUGA